Molecule: messenger RNA, 2317 nt
Organism: Helianthus annuus (common sunflower)
Lineage: Eukaryota; Viridiplantae; Streptophyta; Magnoliopsida; Asterales; Asteraceae
Product: fatty acyl-CoA reductase 2, chloroplastic
Exons: 9
Coding region: 206-2026 (606 amino acids)
Biological process (GO): long-chain fatty-acyl-CoA metabolic process; suberin biosynthetic process
Cellular component (GO): intracellular membrane-bounded organelle
Molecular function (GO): alcohol-forming very long-chain fatty acyl-CoA reductase (NADP+) activity
Source: RefSeq, a predicted model, not a curated record
UUCCAUCAGUGUGUGCUUGUUUGUUUACUUGUUUCUUUAUUAUUUAAUCCUCUAUUUGAUUUUCUUUCAUUAUUGUAGGAGACUAUUAGCUAAAGAUCAGACUUUCCAACUUUCCAACCAACAUCUUCCAACCUGCAAAUUACCCUUUGUGUGAUUCUCGUUUUGCAAUUUUUUCUUCUCGAAUCGCUUUAGAUUUCUCUUGAAAAUGAUGGGGACGAUGUCUCUCCGUUCUUCAAUCCCCAUUCGCCAAAAAAAUGCUGCGAAUUUGGCCGCGUGUGACAAGAUUCACCCAUGGUUGUCAAAGAAGAACAUCAACUUUUUGGUGAAUUGCCAUACUGAAGGAAAUGUUGGUAGGAAUAAUGGGGUGUCUUCUAUUUUGACCAAGCGAUCCGCUUUGGUCAAUGUGGAUCCUGGAACCGCGCUUUUGGAUACUGAAAACUUGGUUUUAGCGCCUAACGGGAAUGUGAAUGGACAGGACUUGGUCUCCUACAAUGAUGCACAGAAUGGUUCUGUGAUGGGUAUGAAUGAUGAUGGUAUUGGGAUUAUAAAUGUACUCAAAGGAAAAGCGUUCUUCGUUACGGGUGCAACUGGGUUCUUGGGCAAAGUGUUUAUAGAGAAGAUAUUGCGCACAGUGCCUGAUGUGGGGAAGAUAUAUCUCUUAAUCAAGGCAAAGGACACGGAUGCUGCCAUGGAAAGAUUGAAAAACGAAAUAAUCAAUACCGAACUUUUCAAAUCUCUCCAACAAGCUUAUGGGAAAUCAUAUCAAUCUUUCAUGUUAAGCAAGCUGGUUCCUGUGAUUGGAAAUGUGUGUGAAUCUAACCUUGGGUUAGAUGAGGAAACCGCAGAUGUGAUUGCAAAAGAUGUUGACAUAAUUGUAAACUCUGCAGCUAAUACUACUUUUGAUGAAAGAUAUGAUGUAGCUCUCGACACAAACACUGGCGGGCCUAGUCGCCUUAUGAGCUUUGCGAAAAAGUGCAAAAAACUUAACCUCUUCCUACAAGUUUCUACAGCAUAUGUUAAUGGACAAAGACAAGGAAGAAUCAUGGAAAGGCCGUUUAAUGUAGGCGAGACUAUAGCACGAGAAAGCCUCAUGUAUGGGAAUCAUAUGCCAAAGUUGAAUGUAGAAGACGAAAUAAAAAUGGUUUUGGAAUCGAAGAAAUCCUUGGGAGAAAACGCGUUGCUUCAAAAGCUAAAAGAGCUUGGAUUAGAGAGGGCAAAGCUAUACGGGUGGCAAGACACAUAUGUUUUUACCAAAGCAAUGGGAGAAAUGAUGAUUGACAAAAUGCGAGGAGACAUACCUGUUGUCAUAAUCCGGCCUAGUGUCAUUGAGAGUACUUACAAAGAACCAUUUCCAGGAUGGAUGGAAGGAAAUAGGAUGAUGGAUCCAAUUGUACUUUACUAUGGAAAAGGACAACUUAGUGGAUUUCUUGUUGACCCAAAUGGUGUUCUUGAUGUGGUUCCAGCUGACAUGGUGGUUAACGCCACCAUGGCAGCCAUGGCCAAACACAUGGCAAAUGGGAAAAUCGAAAAGAAUUACAUCUAUCAUAUAGCUUCAUCGGUAGUGAACCCAUUGGUAUUCAAGGAUUUGGCAGGAUUGCUUUAUGAACACUUCAAUUCUUCUCCAUGCUUGGAUUUAAAGGGAAGGCCGGUUCAUGUACCAAUCAUGCAACUUUAUCGGUCUAUGGACGAAUUCUCCGCUCAUGUAUGGAAAGACGCGAUGAAUAGAAGCGGGUUGACAUCUUUAGCUUCUACAAAUAAAGGGAAAUUAACACAUAAACUUGAAAAUAUUUGCAAGAAAUCUGUGGAGCAAGCAAAGUAUUUGGCAAACAUAUAUGAACCAUACACAUUUUAUGGUGGAAGGUUUGAUAACAGCAACACUCAAAAGUUGUUCGCGAUGAUGUCUGAAGAAGAAAAGAAGACAUUUGGAUUCGACGUCGGGAAGAUAGAUUGGAGAGAUUACAUCUCAAAUGUUCAUAUUCCGGGGCUAAGGAGGCAUGUAAUGAAGGGAAGAGGAAUGUGCACUUGAUUAAUGAACCUUAUAAAUAUGAUUCAAAACAACUACAUUAUAUGCAUGUUUUAUAUAAAAAUAAAACCGUAUUAUAAUAAAUUAUUAUGUUUUAUAUCUCUUUUAUCGAUUUAGGAAGUAUUAAAAGGGUAAAACCUUUGAUUAAUGCUGUGGGCUUCAUAGAAUGUUUCAGAUAAUGAGAUUGUAUGUUGUGAGUGUAUUAAGAUUCUCGUGAUUGUUAUGAACAAGAUUGUGUAAAACAUGUAUGCCAACAUGUGUAAUGUGAUAUGCAAAUUAAGUGGUUGCUCUCAA